UUUUAUUCUGCUCCAGAAGAAAAGCCUCGCCUCCUGGAGCGGAGGUGAGUGGCUGAGAAACUAACCAGCAAGGGUGUCUAUUAAAAGACUGCGAGUGCACAUACAGCGAUAGUCCAUAAGCGACGAAACAGCUUUCCUCUUUGAAGAGCGUGAAGGAAGGGGAAAGGGUUAAAAUAGUUCAGAGUUCCUCAGCCUCAGGUCAAAGGGAAGCAUGCGCUUAAUUGGUAGCUCUGCUUUCGGCAUGAGCCCGGCAAUUGUGCAUAGCUCAUUAGCUGAUGUUUUAAAAGCAGCUGGCUGACGGGCUUCUUGCUGAAGUUUCUACAAUGAGAGUUGUCCAGCUUUUGCUGGAAAGCGUGCUGUUUCCACAGGAGGUGCAAAGCAGCUGCCAAAAAUUCUGUCAGGAAGCCAACGGAGAGCCUGAGAUGUCUUGGAAAAAAUCACACCUUGUGGUCGCUGUUUGUAUUGCUACUUGUGCUUCAAUAGUGACUCUUUCCUACUUUCAGAGAAUAAAACUCUCUUUCAUGUCCAUGCCAGAAACCAAGCUCUGCCGAGGGAUUCCUGCCAAAAACACCAUCACACCCUUAAAAGAUAACCGAACCUACAUCAUCGCGCCAUAUUUAGACAACAGAAAGAACAAAAUGAUACGAGUGAUUUCAAUACUCCACCACAAAGAUGUCAAGGAACUUUACUGCUGGUUCUGCCACCCAUCCAGCGGUCAAAUGUACAUCUCCAAGGCUGAAAUAGAUAUCCAUUCUGAUAGAUUUGACUUCCCUUAUGGUGCCACAGACUUGAAAUGUUUGGAACCAGAAGACUGGGAACCACAUUACAUGUCAAUACAUUGGUCUCCUAAAGGAGAUAUCAACCAGCUACCGCUUUUUGAAAUAAGAAAUCGUGAUCCUGAAGGUUCCCUCGUGGACUUCACAGUCUGCAUCUCCGCCAUGUUUGGAGAGUACAACAAUGUCCUGCAGUUUGUGCAGAGCAUGGAGAUGUAUAAAAUCCUUGGGGCGGGCAGAGUGGUGAUCUACAAGAACAGUUGCAGCCCACUGAUGCAGAAAGUGCUGGAUUACUAUAUUGCAGAAGGGAUUGUCGAAGUAAUCCCCUGGCCCAUUGAUUCCUACCUCAAGGUCUCUUCUUAUUGGCAUCAUUCAAUGGAUCCCAAGGACAUUGGCUACUAUGGACAAAUUACGGCCUUGAAUGACUGCAUCUAUGACAACAUGUACAGGAGCAGAUACAUACUGUUAAAUGACAUGGAUGAAAUUAUUCUGCCAGGGAAAUAUGCAGACUGGAAAACCAUGACGCAGAACCUUCAACAGCAACAUCCAGACGCUGGUGUCUUCCUCUUUGAAAAUCACAUCUUCCCUAAAACUGUGUUUACCCUCAAUUAUAAAUUCAACACUUCCUCUUGGAAUGCAAUACCUGGGGUUAACAUACUGCAGCAUGUCCUCCGGGAACCUGAGCAGGAACAUGUUGUUAAUCCUCGGAAAAUGAUUGUUGAUCCAAAGAAAGUUAUUCAGACAUCUGUCCACUCUGUUCUCCAGGCCUACGGGGUCAGCAUACAUAUUCCAAUGGAUGUUGCCUUAGUCUAUCAUUGCCGGACUCCCUUUCAAGAAAAUCUACCCAGACUUCUUCUAAUUAAGGACACAACUCUCUGGAGGUACAAUAUGUCAUUAAUUGGAAAUGUCAGCAAAGUUCUUCAGGAAAUAGCAUGGAACACAGGAGAAUAUAGAUGAGGGAGACCAAACUGGAGACAAAGAUAGCAUCUGGGCAAUAAAUACAGUGAGGUGGAGUCGCUAAGUCAACAUGAGCCUCUCCCGGAAGUUCUGAAGAAGAAUAACUGAGUAUACAGAGUAUAGUGGGCAAGCUCAUUUUCUGGUUGGCUUAAUGGCAAGUGGACAAAUUGGUGGCAAAGAGUGGCAAUGAGUGGCAAAGAUGACCAAUGAAGUCAGUUGCAGGAAUCUCUUUCUUCUACAAAUGCUGAUCAUCAUAGAUCUGUGUCUUUCUAGUACUUGAAGGGCCUUUAUGAAUAAAUGACACAUGUUAUUUGGACUAAUGGAACAGUCUUUAAUGCAUCUGGCCUCCUGGCUUUGUAGUUGGUUCAGUUGGAAGAAUAAUUCCAUCUGCAUCUCUCUUUCUGUUUUUUCCCCAUCCCAUUUCAUUAAGAGCUGGGUAGACCAAAAUUUGUGGCACUCACAGUGAUGGUUCCACUUGUUUCUUGGGUCUACAUCAGUUUGCACAGUCCAGCUGUACCUGGCAUACUGAGGUCACAUAAACUAGAGUAUUUUGUUCAACCAGUGCACUAUUUUACCUCUGAAUAAUCUGCCAGUGGUAUCACUUAUCCUAACUGUCUGGUGCACCUUUGAGAAUGCUAACUGAGCUGGCAAAUGACCCUUUGUGUGGCAGCAAAUGCAGGGGGAAGGGAUACACUAGAGAAACCAACAUAAAGAAUGUGGGGAAUAGUAUUUGAUGAAACGUUGUAGAUUCGAUCAGGGAAAAUAAGAAGCUCCAGGUUUUCCUGUAAACCCUUGGGUGUUAACAUGAAAGAAACACAUGGAACAAAGAAUGGAAAUGGAUUUAAGUCAUGAGCUGGAUUUUUGUGACUGUAAAGUUCUUUGUUUAGGUUCAAGUUUUUAUCAUGGGGGAUAAUAACUUUCUGGUAAAACACCAAAGGUGAUUGUGGGUAGCUAGAAAUUAAACAGAAGCAAGACCUGUGAAGGGAGAAAUGGUUGACCAACUGCUGUGCUUUUGUGGCAGACUUACUGGAGAAAACCAAUACAGCAACAAUUCAAGUAAGAUCAUUUUUGGAAGAACUUAAUAAAGACUUUUUGACCUAAAUAACAAUGGAGCAUUUCUGUAGCACCUUAAUCACCAUUCAUAUCUUGUUUGUUUCUUUGGUUUUUUAGAAAAGCAAAAUCUAUGAGGUCAGUUUGGUCAAGAGGUAAUCAUUAAUGUUCACGGCCACAGACCACCAAAAUAAUUCAUAUUGGGGGCUGAAUUUUUAACAAGGAAAAGGACACUAUUUACCUCUUGCAUAAGAAAAUAUAGAACGAAAUUCGAGUCCAGAGUGGCAUCUUUAAGACCAACAAAAUUUUAUUCAAGGUAUAAGCUUUCAUGUACAUGCACACUUCUUCAGAUACAUUGAAAUGGAAGUUACCAGUCUAUACAUAUAGGUAGAGGGUAGAAGAAAAUAUAGUUGUUUUUCUGUGUUUCUGGGCUGCUGCUUGUGGAAUAUACCCUUAAAUGUAUUUCUUUGGUGUAACCUAAUAGAAUUUUUUUUCCAGUGGAGGUGUUACUUUCCCCCCACCAUAGAGAACAAUGG
Messenger RNA from Gekko japonicus, 3316 nucleotides. RefSeq lists its product as uncharacterized. The transcript has 2 exons. The record is from RefSeq and is a predicted model, not a curated record. NCBI's taxonomy places the organism in Eukaryota, Metazoa, Chordata, Lepidosauria, Squamata, Gekkonidae. Bases 324 to 1730 code for a protein of 468 amino acids.